Molecule: messenger RNA, 510 nt
Organism: Triticum dicoccoides
Lineage: Eukaryota; Viridiplantae; Streptophyta; Magnoliopsida; Poales; Poaceae
Product: pheromone receptor transcription activator-like
Exons: 3
Molecular function (GO): DNA binding; protein dimerization activity
Source: RefSeq, a predicted model, not a curated record
AUGGAUGUAAUCAAUAUGAUCACUGAUACAUUAGGAUUAUGCCGAGGAAAGGGUGUGGCAUACAUCCACAAUGACAAAGACCGUGAUCUCACCUUCUACAAGCGACGUUUCGGUUUGUUCAAGAGGGCGACUGACAUCUCUGCCCUCACUAGGGCUAGGGUUGAGGUCGUCCUAGAAACAAACAAUGGAAAGAUGCACUCAUUUGGGACGCCAUUGGCCAAUCCCAUUGUUGAUGCUUUCCUAUUUGGAGCUCCACCAGUAGUUCCCUCCGCCGACGAGGGAACCACUGCUAGGAUUGGAAGCCUACAGAACGAGGUGGCUCGGUUGGACAUGGAGAACAUGACCGAGGAAGACAAAAACCAACUUUCCAUCCUUCGUAUGAAAAAUAUACAAGAAGAGAAUCCAGGUAUGGUGGCAAAUCUUAUCUUCACGAAGGAAAAAGAUCUCAGUCUUGAAGAUCUGAACAAGCUCUUCAGUGAGCUCUCUUGGAGCCGUAUCCGGGAGCUUAUC